Molecule: messenger RNA, 2952 nt
Organism: Aspergillus calidoustus
Lineage: Eukaryota; Fungi; Ascomycota; Eurotiomycetes; Eurotiales; Aspergillaceae
Source: the annotation of a GenBank genome assembly
CUCGGAUAAUCCGAACUUUCGCUCCCUCAUCUCCGGCCUGGCAGGAUAUUGGCAAUGAUCGUUCUUGGAAUUCGGGACUUGAUACGCCGAAGAAGGUUGCCCGCUAGUAUGGUCUCGGAUCAUUCUCCGCGCGAUCAGCAUGGAAGCGAUGAAGACGCGGGGAAGCCUGCAUAUCAUGCUACCUUGCGUGGCCGUGACGACAGGGUUCGGGCUAUCAUUACCCCAGACUGAUCAAUCUGCUCGAUUGCGGGGAACCAUGUCCACGCGACCGAGCCAAAUGGCAACAUACGCAUAAAUAGGGGCCAUCCGAUGGUCAACAUUGCUCAUCAUCGAGCAACCAUGUCGCUCUCAGUAUCACAAGUCUCGUUCGAGCACCACCGAGCCGCUCUAGGAAUUGGGGAAUCGACACCUCGAAUCUCCUGGAGGUUCAAUGGUACUGUUUCCAAUUGGUGGCAGAGUGCAUACGACAUCGAGAUCAAUCGCGGUGGCCACAUAGAGACAUACCACACCAAAUCUUCUGACUCCGUGCUGGUGCCUUGGCCUGGCGAGCCAUUAGAGUCAGGCGAGGAAGCGACCGUCAGAGUCAAGUCUUUUGGUCGCCACCGUCAUGAUAAUACGCCCUGGUCGGACCCGGUCAGCGUUGAGCCGGGCCUGCUGAGCCCAGAGGACUGGCAGAGCGCGGAAGCAAUCGUGUCCGAUCGAGCGACCGAGGUGAACAGUACGCAUCGCCCAAUAUACUUUCGCAAAGACUUCUCCGUGGAUGAGGAAGUACUCGCGGCUAGGUUAUACAUAACCGCACUGGGGGUAUACGAGGCUCAUCUCAAUGGACAAAGGGUCGGAGAUCUCGUCCUUGCACCCGGCUGGCAGUCAUAUGCAUAUCGACACGAGUACAAUACCUACGAUGUCACGGACCUGCUACAAACUGGUGAUAAUGCUAUCGGUGUCACCGUGGGAGAGGGCUGGUGGGCAGGUAACAUUGGCUUCUCAGGGAACCGCAACAUCUAUGGUGAUACGCUUGGUGUGCUCUGUCUGCUUUCCGUGACCACCUCGAAUGGCACAAAAACCUUUAUCCCUAGCGAUGGGACGUGGAAGUCUUCAACGGGCCCCAUAGUCGCCUCGGAAAUCUAUCACGGCGAGAAAUACGACUCGACACAAGAGUUUGAGGGUUGGGAUAGCCCUGGGUUCGACGCCACAGAAUGGCUAGGGACGCAUGCGGUCGACUUUGACAAGAGUGUCCUUGCUGCCCCAGAUGCGCCCCCCGUUCGACGAAUCGAGGAGCGAAAGCUGGAAAAUGUCUUCUCCAGUGCGUCGGGAAAGACGGUGCUCGACUUUGGGCAGAAUCUCGUUGGGUGGUUACGUGUGCGCGUCAAAGGGCCGAGGGGCAGCACGAUAACAUUCGUCCACACCGAAGUCAUGGAGAACGGCGAAGUUGCAACUCGUCCCCUGAGAACGGCAAAGGCCACAGACAAGCUCAUUCUCUCCGGCGAAGACCAAGAAUGGGAGCCAUCGUUUACCUUCCACGGCUUCCGGUACGUGCAGGUCGAGGGCUGGCCCGCGGAGACAGAGCUCAAUGCAGACUCCAUCACUGCGAUCGUGGUAAAUACCGACAUGGAACCAACGGGCUUCUUCAACUGCUCGAAUCCACUUCUUAACAAACUACAUGAGAACAUCAUUUGGUCCAUGCGUGGAAACUUCCUCUCUAUCCCAACAGAUUGUCCUCAGCGCGACGAGCGUCUUGGGUGGACGGGCGAUAUUAACGCCUUUGCCCGUACGGCGAACUUCAUCUACAACACCGCUGGCUUCCUCCGCGGGUGGCUGAAGGAUGCAUACAAGGAGCAAGUGGCAAACAACUACGCACUACCUUUUGUUAUUCCUAAUAUCUUAGGGCCCUCCGGGGGCGCUGCCGUCUGGAGCGACGCGAUUGUCUCUGUUCCCUGGGCGCUCUUCCAAACCUAUGGUGACAAAGGCAUGCUUCUUGAACAGUAUCCCGGGGCACAAGACUGGAUCGAUAGGGGACUUCCGCGCAACGAAGUUGGUCUCUGGAACAGAUCGGCGUUUCAGUUUGGAGAUUGGUUGGACCCCAAGGCCCCCGCGGACAGUCCGGGUGCUGCUACGACGAGCACCAGCCUUGUUGCGGAUGCGUAUCUGAUCCAUAGCACGGAGCUUCUCGCAAACAUCUCCUCGUACCUCUCUCUACCAAAGAACGCUGCACAGUACGCUCGCGAUCGUGAAAGGCUCACGCGUCUCUUCCAAUCAGCCUGGAUUACAAGAAACGGGAUCGUUGCCAAUGAAACGCAGACGGGUCUCACGCUCCCGCUCUACUUCAAGCUCUUCGCGAAACCACAGCACUACACCUCUGCGACCGACCGACUCACCAAGAUAAUCGCCAAGAACGACUACAAAGUCGGAACGGGCUUCGCAGGAACACAUCUGCUCGGCCACGCCCUCACAGAGUACGACGCCGCCGACACAUUCUACAAGAUGCUUCUGAACGAGGAAGUCCCCGGGUGGCUCUUCCAGGUGAUCAUGAAUGGCACAACAACCUGGGAGCGCUGGGACAGCAUGCUACCAAAUGGCAGCGUAAAUCCCGGCGAGAUGACCUCGUUCAAUCACUACGCCGUCGGAUCCGUGGGGAGCUGGAUGCAUGAGAAUAUCGGUGGGUUGAGUCCGGCUGAGCCCGGGUGGAGGAGGUUCAAUGUGUCUGUGAAGCCUGGGGGUGGGUUGACGUCAGCCGAGGCACGGUUUUUGUCGCCGUAUGGGCUUGUGCAGGCGAGGUGGACUGUUGAGAAGGGUCAGAAGGGGGGGUGUAAGGAGGUGUUCAAGUUGGCGGUGACUGUUCCUGCGAAUAGUGAGGCUGUUGUCAGUCUGCCUGGGCGCCCGGUGAGGGGGAGAGGAGACGACGAGGUUGUUGUCGGAUCGGGCGUUCAUCAUUUCGAUCGAUGUUUGAAGUAG